Molecule: messenger RNA, 1522 nt
Organism: Cornus florida
Lineage: Eukaryota; Viridiplantae; Streptophyta; Magnoliopsida; Cornales; Cornaceae
Product: B-box zinc finger protein 22-like
Exons: 3
Coding region: 238-1152 (304 amino acids)
Biological process (GO): photomorphogenesis; regulation of DNA-templated transcription
Cellular component (GO): nucleus
Molecular function (GO): zinc ion binding
Source: RefSeq, a predicted model, not a curated record
ACGCCUAAAACUAAAAAAUAUCGCUUGGUACUCUGGUAAUAAAUUUGACAAACAAAGCUUGAUGAAGAAGAAUCACAACUUGUUCUUAAACCCUCCACUAGAUUCUUCUCUUCAUUUCCCUUCAUUUACUGAUCCUCACCCCGUAGAUCUCAAACCCUAGGGUUUUCCAUUUUCUCUCACCUCCGAUAUAAAUAGAGAGAGAGAGAGAAAAGAUUUAUAUCUAGAGAGAGAGUGGGGAUGAAGAUUCAGUGCAACGUUUGUGAGGUAGCGGAGGCGAAAGUUCUGUGCUGCGCGGACGAGGCGGCUCUUUGCUGGGCGUGCGAUGAGAAGGUUCACGCCGCCAAUAAGCUCGCAAGCAAACACCAGAGGGUUCCUCUCACUAGCUCUUCCUCGCAAAUGCCUAAAUGUGAUAUCUGUCAGGAAACAGUUGGCUAUUUCUUCUGCCUGGAGGAUCGAGCUUUACUUUGCAGGAAGUGUGAUGUUGCCAUACACUCAGCAAAUGCCCAUGUGUUAGCUCAUCAGAGGUUUUUGCUGACUGGAGUAAAAGUAGGGCUUGAACCUACUAAACCUGGUCCGUCAUCUUCCUCAGGAAGUCGUGCUGGUGAUAAAAUCUCAGAAAUCUCAGAAAUGGAAUCUCGUUCUCUAUCUAGAAGGGAUAGCCCGAUGUCAUUGGCUGGUCAAUAUGACAAAGCAUUACUUGGCAAGGUAUUACCCGUGCAAGCUAAUGGUAUUAUAGAUUUUGUGCCAACAAAGUUGCCGUCUGCUGGUGGUUCUUCAGCUGCAAGUAUCCCACAAUGGCAGUUAGAUGAAUUUCUUGGGCUAACUGAUUUUAAUCAGAAUUAUGGCUACAUUGAUAAUGGCUCAUCCAAGGCUGAUAGUACCAAGAGUGGAGAUUCUGACUGCUCCGCCAUAUUAAGAGCUGCAGAGGAAGAACUGGACUGUGACGACUGCUUAGGUCAGGUGCCAGAUGCAUCCUGGUUGGUGCCACAGAUCCCUUCCCCACCUACAGCCUCGGGGCUUUACUGGCCAAAAAAUUAUCAGAGCCCACCUGACUCUGCAGUCUUCGUGCCUGACAUAUGCGUCUUGCCCACGCAGAACUCACACCAUUGUCAACCAAACGGCACAAGCUUAAAAAGGCGAAGGCAAUUCUAAUCCAUCUGCCUAAGCUCCUUUGUACUGUGGGAAAUGCUGUGAUGAGGGUGGCUUUCGUGGGUUCACAACCUCAUCACCGUUGGAUCACGUGGCUGGCAUCAUCAGUUGCUGUAUCCAACGGUGACGAGGUUGAGAGCUCAAUGAGGGCGCCCUCAACAGAGCACUGCUCUUCUGCUGUUGGGAUACCUCGUAAAAUAGCCUGUGCUUAGUCAUCACAGUAUCUUUUACUUCAAUAGUUAAAGUUGUGCUAGACAAUAGCUUGUGCUAUUAGUCUGUCUCCACAGUAUCUUUUAUCUUCAAUAUUCAAGUUGUUUGAGCUACCACCUGUGUUAGACACUUUCUCUGUAAGUAAUAAUUUCUCUUACCUGUC